CAACAAAAUAUGUCAUUGAUCAGCGAUCAUCAGCCCACUUCCAACUCACAUUCUGCUUCAAGAAGCUUGUGCAGAUGAGAGUGAUCGGAGGCGUCUUCUCUGUCCAGUUCUCUUCUGCUGUUUGGGACAUUCUCAGAACGUUGAGUAGGAAUUUAGGGCGCUUGAACGUUGCACCUUGCCUCGAUUCGCUGCAUCAGCGCAGUUCAGUGAGUGGGAUAAAUCUGUGAUGUAAGUUCUAUAAAGUUGAAGCCAGCUCUGGAGUGGCAGGAGCACCUGUGAUCGGGCGGCGGUCUCAGUUCCCGCCAAACAGAUUCACUUCACAGGGGAACAACCUGCUGGCUUGUGAGUGCAUCCUUAGUGGCACUCUAAUGUUUAGUUUGUAAAACGCUCAAAUCAUCAAAGGCCCCGCAACCUGGAAAUGCAGCUACCCAGCUCAGUGCAGGCGCCUUCUAGAGACACGCCAUAAUGUUCAAAUCUCAGUCUGCCGGCCCGCCUCCCAAGAGCAGCGCCUCCCCUCCGCCCUCCGUCAGGAUCACGGUAGGCCGACCGGCGUAUCGCCCUGGGGAGCAAGUGAUCGCUUCCAUCGACGUGCACAAUGAGCGGUUUGUGCAGCAUUCUCAGGCGAGGACGCCAAACGGUGGUUCUCAGAGCUCGGCCGUGGCAGACUUGCAGCAUGCGGUGCUUAUCAAGGACGUGUCUGUGGAGAUCAGGGGGAUGGAGAAGGUGGAUCCGACAUGGAUUAUGACGCCAAAGGUCAGCGGGGGUGGAGGUGGCAGGGGAGAGCGGCUCAUCCUGACAUCCGAGGUGACACCUCUUGCCUCAAACCUGCUUCUGAAACCAGGAGGCACCAAAACAUGGGCAAUUAGGGCCACUCUCCCCAAAGUCCUGCCACCAUCCUACCGCGGCACCGCUCUGCGCUAUGCUUACUUCAUCGUCGUCACUGUCACUUAUGGGCCUGUCGUCAUGGCGGCUGACGACCCCAGUAGCUCCGUUCAGCCUACACAGAGCACGCUCCCAGUGGUCGAACGGGCGCCCUUCAGAGUUUGGAGCCUGCCAGGCGCGAGCGGGCUCGGCGAGGAGGCGGAGGAUGGCAUCGAGCUCUACGAAGAUGGUGGCAUCGUCCCGACCAGCCCGGUCGAGAUUGGCAUCCUCUGCCGCGAAAAGACCGCCCGGUCGAAUUGGAUUGCUGCUGCCGAGGCCCUCUCCGGGGGGGAGGAAGACGACGGUGAUCCACCCCCCCGAAACGAAGCCUCCGCCUCGCAGCCUAUAGAAGUCCCCGCCAAGUCCCCAACCUUGAGAGCAAUUUCUUUGCCGGUCGACCGGACACCCUUCCCCCCCGGAUCUCCACUGGAUUCACGGGGAUCCCCCUCAGCCUUCUUCCUAGGAGGGUCGCAAAGCAUCCCCGCAUCCCGCACGCAGUCCAACGGCACAGAGCUGGCGGACGCCCCCAUUGCGUCCAAGAGCGGCAACGGCACCCCCGAACUAGAGCGGGCCAGCUCCCUCGACCUGCGCGCUUUCACUAGCACCCCCAUUCCGCCCGCUCCGGGCAUCUUAGCGCGGAACGACUCAGACGACAUGUCCUCCCCGCCCCCCUCGCCUUUGCUCUCCGCUAUAAGGGGAAGGACGUACAACAUCCGAAUAGGGGACCAGUUGCUGGUCCGCUUCUCUCCGCGAAACCCGGAGCCUGUUUACACUUUGGGGGACGCAGUCUCGGGAACCCUAGACUUCAGCGACCACCGGCCCGGCGAGCGGCGAUGUCUCAAGGUGUCAGUGACGCUCGAAACGCAAGAAAUCGUCACCCCGUCCUUCCUGCACCCCUCCCGCCGCGGCCCCUCCGGUUCUCAAAUCAUCCCAAAGGUACAGACCGAGUACCACGAGCUGUCCGCCGACCUCAUUCACACCCACUUUAUCUUCACCAUCCCGGGGGACGCCCCACAGUCAUUUACGACCCCCCUGGUCGACGUCAAGUGGACGCUCCGCUUCGAGUUUUUGGCGUCGCCGCAGGCGCGAACGGACGGAGCGAAACUAGAUAGGCGGGCACAGCAGGAUAGGAUCGAGAGGGCCGAAUGGGCGAUGCCGGUUUUAGUUCACGCCCCACUCGCAGCGGAAAAAGCACCCGCCGCAACGAAACGGCGGGAGGGCGGCUCGGCGCGGAAGGAACGGGAGGGCGGCUACCAGGCGACGUCACCCGGUGCAAAGUCGCUAAUGGGGUCGCCGAAGACGCUAGACUUUGGGGACGUGCCAGCCCCGCAGGAUGACGCUGUCGAUGAGAGCGAGCAGGAAAACGACCUACGCUAGGUUCUUAGUGCUUGCUUCACUCCCACCAUUUUGGUCGCUGGUAUCAUUUGUGCAACAAUAAAAUUGUUAAGUUGAGUAUCGAUAAUGUUGUUUCGCUCUUUCCGCGAGUUGCGGAAAGACAUCAAACCAGGUUGGCGACAUGAACUUCCACAUGGCUGUCUUUGGAUCGGCAAAAUCAGUCAGCCCGC
Messenger RNA from Klebsormidium nitens, 2486 nucleotides. The record is from the annotation of a GenBank genome assembly. Lineage: Eukaryota; Viridiplantae; Streptophyta; Klebsormidiophyceae; Klebsormidiales; Klebsormidiaceae.